Molecule: messenger RNA, 1863 nt
Organism: Cheilinus undulatus (humphead wrasse)
Lineage: Eukaryota; Metazoa; Chordata; Actinopteri; Labriformes; Labridae
Gene: shox2
Product: short stature homeobox 2
Exons: 5
Coding region: 235-1140 (301 amino acids)
Biological process (GO): regulation of transcription by RNA polymerase II
Cellular component (GO): nucleus
Molecular function (GO): DNA-binding transcription factor activity, RNA polymerase II-specific; sequence-specific double-stranded DNA binding
Source: RefSeq, a predicted model, not a curated record
UACCAAAGGAGGAGGAAUUGGCUGAGAAGAUUGAUUCUUUAUAUAUUUUUUACCUCUUCUUCCCAGAGUUGGCACUAGAAGCAUCAUCAUCAUCAUUUUCCAAAGUGGGGGUCGACUUUAAACCGAGCCACACCAUUGAUGUCUUAAGCUGUCGUGGAGCAGAGGAGUGUGUGAGUGAGAGUGUGAGUGUGUGUGUGUGUGUGUGUGUUUUCUCAAAGAGGAGAGCAGGCAGGGAUGGAAGAGCUCACCGCGUUCGUCUCGAAGUCUUUCGAUCAGAAAGUGAAGGAGAAGAAGGAAGUGAUAACCUACAGGGAGGUGUUGGAGACCGGCUCCACGCGAGCAGGGAGCAGGGAGUCUUUAUCCGUGGAGCCAGGAAGCCGAGAGGAGGCGGCGGCGGCAGGAGGAGUCACCCGGAACGUGGCGCUCUCGCCGGGCAGGGAGACGGACAUGCUCGGCCCGGAGAGGAUCAGGGACGCCGGGAGCCCCAAACUCAUAGACGGCACCACGGACGUGAAGGAAAGAAAAGAGGACUCGAAACCCAUCGAGGACGAGACACAGACAAAAAUCAAACAGAGGAGAAGUCGGACUAACUUCACAUUAGAGCAGCUCAACGAGCUGGAGAGGCUCUUCGACGAGACGCACUAUCCGGACGCGUUCAUGCGCGAGGAGCUGAGCCAGAGGCUGGGGCUGUCCGAGGCCCGAGUACAGGUUUGGUUCCAGAACAGAAGAGCCAAAUGCAGAAAGCAGGAGAACCAGUUACAUAAAGGAGUCCUGAUUGGAGCAGCCAAUCAGUUUGAAGCUUGUCGUGUAGCGCCAUAUGUCAACGUGGGGGCUUUACGGAUGCCAUUCCAACAGGAUAGUCAUUGCAACGUGCCGCCCUUCUCCUUUCAGGUGCAGGCGCAGCUGCAGCUGGACAGCGCCGUGGCUCACGCGCAGCACCACCUGCACUCCCACCUGGCUGCGCACGCGCCCUACAUGAUGUUCCCCGCGCCGCCGUUCGGACUGCCGCUAGCAACGCUCGCGGCCGAAUCUGCAUCCGCCGUGGCCGCGGCAGCCGCCGCCAAGAACACCAGCAAGAACUCCAGCAUCGCCGACCUGAGACUGAAGGCCAAAAAGCACACGGCUGCGCUGGGACUGUGACGCCAGGUGGCCGGGUGGACGCAAGCCGUGCACGCGCUAUCCGCCACAUACGCGAGACUGAGAGACGCUGAACACUCACGAAGUGAGACAACACAAGGACUAAGUGAGAAAAAAUUAUCCAAGGACGAUAUUUAUGAUUUUUUAAAUGAAGGACGGCGAGUAUAACUUUAAGAAUAUAGGCUAUUUAUGAGAUAAAGAAAAGACAAUGAAAGAAAAAGACUGUGACGUGAUAGCCUACGCAGAGGAGAUUUUUGGACGGGAAUGGAGAGCACGCGCUUCUUCAGGAGGACGUUCUGAGGAGGAGGAAGCAGCUGGGACGGUCGAUACUUUGUCAAACAAGGCGAACCAUUCUGCAGUUGUUUUAUUAUUAUUAUAUUAUUAUUAUUAUUAAUGUUAUGAUUUUAUUUGAACUCAAAUAGAGGCUGGCCUCGUUCUUAAACACUUUCUCUGUAAAAAGACAGAGCAGGUUACACAAAGUGACAUUAAUCCAAGUGUUUCUUGUCUAAAAAUCAAAAAAUGCCCAAGCAGUGUUAGAAUGAGCUCGUCUCCAUCUCUCCUCUCUCUCUCUCUGUCUUUGCUCCCCUCUCACUUGAAUGUUUGACCUUGUUUGGACCUCCUCUGGUAAAAGGUGAGACUAUAGGCAGAUUAUAAUAUAGGCUAUGUGUAGGCUAAACUCAGCUUUUCCCCAGCCACGAUAACCGGAUCUAGUGUCCAUAUAAGGUA